AUGGACCAACUUGGGCACUGCAACUGCGGGUCAAUCGAAGUGAAACUUUCAGAAGCUCCUCAGUCUGUUGUUGCUUGCCACUGUUAUAAUUGUCGUCGCGCCGGUGGUCCGUAUUCAAUCAAUUUUAUACUCGAAGAAGACAAGGAACUGGUGAAGGAUCCGGAGUCUAAGCUGACGAUAUAUUACGACAAGAACACAGCAUCAGGUAACACCAUCAUGCGAUUCUUUUGCAGUUCUUGCGGAAGGCGAGACCCUUACAAGCUUACGCAUUCAAUUCCUGCUAGUCCGGUGGCGACACAGUCGCCCAUGUUCCCUGGAAAGAUCAUUAUCAAGGCUUCCCUUUUCACAAACAUUGUAGCUCACAGGGAUGAUGUUUGUGGGGAAACGAAAAUCAAAUGGCUUUAG
Clonostachys byssicola is the source of this 405-nucleotide messenger RNA. Lineage: Eukaryota; Fungi; Ascomycota; Sordariomycetes; Hypocreales; Bionectriaceae. The record is from the annotation of a GenBank genome assembly.